AAAAAAAGUAUACGUAUAUAUAAUAUAUAUAUAUACAUAUAUAUAUAUAACAAAAUAAUGAAAUUCAAUCUUCAAUGGCUUUUAAUUUUUAUUGGACAAUAAAUCAAGAAAAAAAAUACGACAGUUGCAAAAAAGUUGUGUCAACAUAAAUUUUUAUCCAUCUUGACCAUUGUUUGGUUAAUUAACAAUUGCAAUCGAUUCUUAUUCAUUUAAUUUGAAUAUCAAUUAACUGACAGGUCGAUUUUGACGAUGGAGAGAAAUUUUAAAGAGGAAUCCUCGGAGGAAUCCCUUUGAAUGUGAAUGAGAGUUGGUGUAGUGAAGUGGAAUCUUUCAAGUUCAUUCUCGCGAUUAUUAUCAUCAGAAUCAUCAUCAUCAUUAUCAUCCUCCUCCUCGUGGUAUAAAAGAAAAUUGGAUAAAUUCUGGAGAGCACAAACAAUUCGCGAAUCCUGAAAGACUCAUCUUUAAUUUCCGGUGAUGUUGAAAUUUUGUGAGUUAUUGAAGAUGAUAUUUAUCAAGGUGAUUUUCGUUUGAGAGUUAAAGAAAAAUCUCAACUUGACCUAGGACAAGUGGAUGACCUUGACAUUUGUCGUUGGAUGGAUAAUUAAUUUCCGAGUUAUUACUCGCUAUUUCGAAUACAUAUACACAAGUUCGGCUCAACAGGAAAACCAUUUACAACUCGACCAUCUUAACAUAAACAACCAUAUUUAAAGAAAUGUUGGUAAGGAAAUUAGCGUACCUCACGUUAUUUUUAUUAUUUGAUAAUAAAGUAAAAUGUGAAACUGGCGAUGAUGUUGAGGUUACAACUACAACAGAUGAUGGAGAUUCUGACCCAUAUACGGAAUUGUACAUAGAUAAUAGAAUUGAUGAAAUUCCCACAUACGUUCCGCCGGCGGAAAAAUUGAUAAAAAGUCUCGUCACAGGAUUGGGAAUUUUAACAGGAAAAAAUGGCGGUGAUUCUAAUAGAAGAAGUGGAAUGGACAACCUAUUCAGUGAAAUAACAAGACCGUUUACAAGUAUUUUUAAUCGUAAUAAAAAAAGCGAGGAAAGAUCAGUGAGAAGUACUGGAUUCGGAGAUAUUCUUAAUUUAAUAACAGAUCAUUUUCACGCCAUUUAUCCGGGUACUUUAUGGUGUGGUGCAGGUCAUUCAGCAUCAAGUCCUGAAGAAGUUGGUUUCUUUAAAGUCACUGACGCUUGUUGUAGGAGUCACGAUAAUUGUCGUUAUUCCCUACGAGCGGGAAGAUCAGAAAAGGGUCUUCGUAACGAUGGUGUAUUCACCAGAUCCCAUUGCAUUUGUGACGAAGAAUUUUACGAUUGUUUAAAAAAAGCUCAUUCUGUGAUAGCCACAAAAAUUGGAAUAACUUAUUUCAAUAUUUUGAGACCUCAAUGUUUCAAGGAGGAAUAUCCUGCAACUUGCCUUAAAUAUGGACAUUUACGAAUUGCAAGAAGCAAAUGUAAAGAAUAUGAAAUCGACACUUCACAAAAUAUGACCAUGCAAUGGUUUGACAAUCCAGAUUUUUUGUGAGAAAAAAACUGGAGCGCUUUAAUUCCUCUGACAAAUUGUGCUAAAUUGAAUUUACAUUAUAAAUGAUAAUUACUGUUAUUAUACAAAUUAAAAUAAGUAUCUAUAAAUAUCAAUAAAUUUAAAUAAAUUAUGAAAUAUAAACUACUUUUUUCAAACGAAUAAUUU
Leptopilina heterotoma is the source of this 1687-nucleotide messenger RNA. RefSeq lists its product as uncharacterized. The record is from RefSeq and is a predicted model, not a curated record. Gene Ontology annotation, biological process: phospholipid metabolic process; arachidonate secretion. The coding region runs from base 713 to 1522 and encodes 269 amino acids. Lineage: Eukaryota; Metazoa; Arthropoda; Insecta; Hymenoptera; Figitidae. The transcript has 6 exons.